AUGAACAAGGGAAAGAUUUUUAAGCUAGCUAAGGGAUUCAGAGGAAGGGCGAAAAAUUGCAUAAGGAUAGCAAGGGAGAGGGUGGAAAAGGCACUGCAAUAUUCAUACAGGGAUCGACGCAACAAGAAGAGAGACAUGCGAUCUCUUUGGAUUGAGCGCAUCAAUGCUGGUACACGCCUCCAUGGGGUGAACUAUGGCAAUUUCAUGCAUGGAUUAAUGAAGGAGAAUAUCCAACUCAACAGGAAGGUACUCUCAGAGCUGUCAAUGCACGAGCCAUACAGCUUCAAGGCUCUUGUCGAUGUAUCUCGCAAUGCAUUUCCCGGCAACAGGCCUGUUCCUGCUAAGGAGGGGCUAGCAAGCAUUCUGUAA
Miscanthus lutarioriparius is the source of this 369-nucleotide messenger RNA. The record is from the annotation of a GenBank genome assembly. Lineage: Eukaryota; Viridiplantae; Streptophyta; Magnoliopsida; Poales; Poaceae.